AGAUAAAAUACCCACAUCUCAGCAUGGCCGAUGAUGACAGAGACACACAGCAGUUAGCAGAACGUUUGAAAGACACGAGUAUCAAAGAAGGAAUUUUAGUUGAUGUAGAGUCUACAGAAGACAAAGAAAGCACGCCCACGGUGAAUGUCGGUGCUGACUUGGAUCAACAUCCAAGCAAAGAGAUACCCUCCGCCGAAGCACAACAAGCUGCUUCGUAUGUACAGAAUCAAGAACAAACGACAACAACGUCACGGCAAUUUCAGACGGACGUACCGACCUUUGACUUUCAUCGCUUUUUAGAACAAAUGAAGGACCCCAGUGCUGCACCUAUUGCACGAUACACCAAAGGGUUUAUUGCAGCAUUUCAUCGAAGAGAAGCUUGGACAGUCAACGAGCAAAUCAAAUUUAUUCAAGAUUAUCUAAAUUUUACUUAUGGUAAAAUGCGUGAUUGCGAUGUAUGGAGAGACAUAUCUGAAAAGGAGUUUGAGAAUGCAAAAGAAGGCAUGGAAAAGUUGGUCAUGAAUCGACUCUACAAUGUUACAUUUUCACCAAGGACUAUGGAUGAUAAAGAAAAGGACAAUAUUUUGCAUCAUAAAAUCAAAAUCUUUCGCUGGAUCCGAGAGGAGCACUUGGACAUACCCGUUACAGCAGAUAAUCCAUCCUUUUUAACCUUUGCAGAAGCAGAGCUACUAAAAAUCAACAACUACAAGGCGCCACGAGAUAAGCUGAUUUGCAUUCUCAACUGCUGUAAAGUGAUUUUCGGAUUGAUCAAACAUAUGAAUGUAAACGAAGGAGGUGCCGAUAUAUUUUUACCCUUGUUGAUCUACGUGGUGAUACGUGCCAAUCCACCCCGACUCAUCUCCAAUGUUCAAUAUAUAUCCCGGUUUCGUAAUCCUGAACAUUUGAAAGCUGAAGCUGGUUAUUAUCUCACCAAUCUGAUGGGUGCCAUAGAAUUCAUUCAAACCAUGGAUGUCAACUCUCUAACCAUCUCGAAAGAACAAUUCGACGCAAAUAUUGAAAAUACCAUGGCCGCGUUAGAACAAGAAGAAUCACAAGGUGUCUUGGAAAAAGACAAAAAGCAAGUGAGCUACGAUAAUGUUCUUCAUCCUCGACACGCCAAAAAGCAACCUCAGCAGCAGCCAUUGAUGGAUUUAGGGUCAGAUAUAACACAAAAAUCAAAACAACUCGUCGAAAAAUUGUUUUCCGACAGCCAUCCACCCAGCGAUAGUGACACGGGCGUAGCUUCUUCCUCCUCGAGGCAGGUAUAUCCAUCCUCGCCACCACCGCCACGAUCACCGUCGCAGGGCCAAAGCACACCUCAACGUGCCAACAGCCCUUUUUACGUGCCGAACGACCCAUCUUCUUUAUCGCAAGAGCUACCUGUACCUUCGACGAUGGCCGCACCUGAAGGAGCUGUUGCAUCGCCCAGGCCACUCUCUGACGAUGAAGCCCGUAAAGAGUUUGAUGAAAAUCUAAGCACGAUCGUGCAAAUGUUUCCUAAUAUUGAACCCGGAGUCUGUUUUAUGAUUUUACAAGCAAGUAAAGGCAAAUUACCACAGACCAUUGAAAGUUUGCUAGAUAUAUCCAAUGAACAAAACUAGGCUUG
Molecule: messenger RNA, 1606 nt
Organism: Mycotypha africana
Lineage: Eukaryota; Fungi; Mucoromycota; Mucoromycetes; Mucorales; Mycotyphaceae
Exons: 10
Coding region: 24-1601 (525 amino acids)
Biological process (GO): vesicle-mediated transport
Cellular component (GO): cytosol; endocytic vesicle
Molecular function (GO): small GTPase binding; ubiquitin binding; guanyl-nucleotide exchange factor activity
Source: RefSeq, a predicted model, not a curated record